Messenger RNA from Bombus terrestris (buff-tailed bumblebee), 3820 nucleotides. RefSeq lists its product as uncharacterized. The transcript is spliced from 3 exons. The coding region runs from base 198 to 1175 and encodes 325 amino acids. Lineage: Eukaryota; Metazoa; Arthropoda; Insecta; Hymenoptera; Apidae. The record is from RefSeq and is a predicted model, not a curated record.
UUUGAAUCUAAAAAUGUUGUUAUUGUUGGAGGAUCGUUGGACGGUUGAUCGAGAAGGAGAGUGAGUCGAGAGGUCAGAGUUAAUCGAGGAGUCGAAGAGUAGAGUUGUCGAGUUGCAUGAGUUACUAGCGUAGCAGAGAGAUUGUUGGCGUUGUUCAGUUGCGAGAGUGGUCGAAUUAGAGGUAGAGAAAGAUAAAAAUGGCAAACGUUGAGGACGAACGAUUGUCGGGUGAAGAGGGUUCGAUGCUGGAGGAACUGAGAAGUAAGCUCGCACGUUUGAAUCUGCUGAUAUCUUCGAAAUCAGUGCUGAUGGCCAGGCUGAACCGAGCGUGUAAGGCUGGUCAAUCGACUCCAAAGGGAUCGAAGCGCGCUGAAGAAUCAACAAACCAGCGAGACCUAAGGAGCGAGCAAAGAGCUGAGCGUAAUCAAGAUGGAAACGAAGACCUCGAGAAGCUGAGGACGAAGGAGUUGAGAACGCGCCUCGCUAGCUUGGGGUUAAAGGUCACAGGGAGAAAAUCCGAAUUACGCGCACGGCUACAGGCGGCCCUGGAAGGGAACAAUACAUCGUCGGAGGAAGAGAGCGACGACGGAAGUGAAGAUGAAGAUAAAAAAAGAUGUACGAGAACACAAGAGAGGUACGCGACGGUGUACCCGGACCGUGACGAACAUUACCAAAAGGCACAUAUUGCUUCGAUGUUGAGCUUCAGAGACGUUGAAGACACACUAGAGUCGUUCAGUGGCGACAAAGGCGAAAAUGUGGAGCGAUGCUUCGAGUCGUUCGAAGAAGUCGCGGAUACGUGUAUGUGGUCAGACGGUCAGAAGGCGAUCUACGCGAGAAAGUUGCUAAAAGGAUCAGCGAAAAUAUUCGUGAGUUUCGAGUGUCAUGCCAGGACUUGGCAUGAGCUGAAGAAAGGACUGAUUAGAGAAUUCUCAAAAAAGUCUAAUAGUCGACAAGUACACCAGAAACUCAGAGAAAUGAGAAAGAAAAGCGACGAGGCAUGCUUGGCUUACAUGUAUCGCAUGCUUAAAAUAGCCAGUUAUGUCGAUAUAGAGGAAGAAGCAAAAGUAGAAUACAUCAUAGAUGGGAUAAUAGACAAGGAAGUCAAUAAGUCUACGUUGUAUGGUGCUGCAUCCAUCAAGAAGUUAAGGAAGAGGCUAAUCGUGUACGAGGAGUAGAAGAGCCGAAGGACGAAGUCGAUUGCGAAGCCAGCCAGAGUUGAAAAAAACAAGAGUCCCGGCCAAUCUGGAGGUGCGAAAAAGAUGCGAUGCUACAACUGUGGUGAUGAAGAACACGUGUGUGCAGAAUGUCAGAACAAGUCGAGGGGACCUAAAUGUUUCAAAUGUGGAGGGUACGGACACAUCGCAUCGAAGUGCGGCGAUUUAGAUUCGAGUCGCGCGAGUGGGAAGCGUUUGGAAGACUAAAAGCGGCGUUAAGCGAGAAGCCAAUAUUAAAAUUGUAUCAUGCUAGAGAGGAGACUCAGUUGCAUACGGAUGCGUGCAGCGUGGGAUAUGGUGUGAUCUUGAUGCAGCGCGAUAGCGGGGACAAUGUUUUUCACCCCGUAUACUAUUGGAGCGGAAAGGCCUCACCGGCUGAAGAGAAGUACACCAGUUACGAACUUGUGGUUCUGGCCAUGGUGAAAGCACUGAAGAAAUCCGUAUCUACCUACUAGGCAUCCCGUUUAAAACCAUUACAGAUUGUGGGGCGUUCGCAUUGACGAUGCGGAAAAAGGACUUGUGCGUACGUGUUGCGAGAUGGGCGAUCCUCCUAGAGGAGUUCGAUUACAAGGUGGAGCAUAGACCUGGGAACAGUAUGAUGCAUGUCGAUGCGUUGAGUCGAAAUCCCCUACCGAGGUCAUGCUAAUAGACGAGAACGAACGAGGGAUGCUUCUACGGUUGAGAGAAGUGCAGUUGCUAGAGAACGACCUGCGGCAGAUCGGAGACAAUAUCGAACAGCAUGAGGUCGACGGGUACGUCCUAAAGAACGAGAUUUUAUAUCGAGAAAUAAAUGACGCGCCGCUAUUGGUCGUCCCAAAGUCGAUGCAAACUCAAAUAGUUCGACGAGCUCACGAACGUGGCCACUUCGACAUCACCAAAACGGAGGCGCUACUAAGAAGAGAUUACUGGUUCAAGGGAAUGCGUGAGAAAGUGGAAAAGGUGGUGCAGAGCUGCAUCGACUGUAUCCUUGCGGAGAGAAAGAAAGGGAAGAAGGAGGGGUUGCUGAACACCAUUGAAAAAUGGGAGUUGCCGCUCGACACCUAUCGUGUCGACCAUAUUGGGCCCAUUACCCACUACGAAGAAAAGCUACGGGGAUAUCUUUGUGGUAGUUGACGCUUUCACCAAGUUCGUCUGGCUGUACCCUACCAAAUCAACGGGUUCUGCAGAAAUUAUCAGUGGUUUGGAGAAGCAAUCUGUGUGCUUUGGGAAUCCACGAAGAAUCAUCUCCGAUCGUCGAACAGCGUUUACAGCUGUCGCCUUUGAGGAUUAUUGCAAUAAGGAAUGUAUAGAGCAUGUACGGACUACGACUGGAAUUCCGCGGGCCAAUGGUCAGGUAGAAAGGGUGAAUCGGACGCUUGUCCCGUUGACGAAGUUAUCUGCACCAACACCAGGCGAGUGGUUCAGACAGCUGGAGAAAGUGUCACGUAAAAAACAACACUCGUGGUAAUAUAUAUAAAAACUUUAUUUCUCAAGAGUCGAAGGCCAUUGAGUACCAAUUUUACAAUGCUCCAGUAUCGGCUUAUGAUUCAGAUUGGCUCGGCCAUCAUUAUUCGGAGUCUAAAUACUAAGCAGGAACAAUGAAAAUGAUGGAGGGGAUAUUGUUCCUGGAAGAUCCUUAUCAGGGUGGCGAGGUGUUAACUGACCGGAUGAUAUCUAGAGGUGUCAACUGUCCGGAGGAUAUUUAGAGGUAUCAACUGUCCUGAGAAUAUUUAGAGUAGAGGUAUCAACUGUCCGGAGAAUAUUUAGAGGUGGUCGCCUAACGUCAGGGUAAAAGAAUUUGGAGUUACAAAAGCACAGAGAUACCUAAAUGCAACUCCCAGCAGAAGCACCAACGUUACUCCGUUCCAGUUGUUGUUUGGAACGCAGAUGAGAACGCAGGACGAUCCGCAGAUCAGGCAGCUGGUUGAAAACGAAUGGGCCGCAAUGUUCCAGGAAGAGAGGGAUCAAUUGCGUGGAAUAGCAAGGGGACGGAUCGAGGAGAUCCAAACCCAAAACAUUUAUACGUAAAUUUCCGCGAUACUACAAUAUUCAUUUUACUGAGUGCAAUACCUGCGUUUUUUUAACAAUUACAAUUAAGUUUGGUAAUUCUCAAAACAGAGAACAUAGAAUAGUGAUAAAAUGAGUCUUAUAUAAUAAUAAAUUAAAAUAUUUCUUUUUGAAAUAUCUGUUCCUAUAGAGACAGAAUUGAAAGCAAAAUCUUAAAAAGUGAUAACAUACACUUUAAUUUAGCUACACUCAACAAAAAAUGAUAACUGUGAGAUAGCUGUAGCUGUCCAUUAAGAGAUUGCAAGAAAUGUGCCUGGUGUUUCAAAGAUGUGAGGAAAAGAAAAACAAAAAUAAAAGUAAAUACUGAUAAUCCUAUUUGGUUAAGGUACGUGUCAAACAUCUCACAAAAGGAGUCAAUCUAUAUCUUGAUCCUAUGGUCCUGUUACUUUCAAGGUUCUUCGACAAGUUUCGCUCAACUAUUAUCACAUAACGAUCACGUUGUUGUUACAAAUUUCGACUCGUGACCAGAGUUCCAAGUACAUUGGUAAUCAUUGACUCAAUACAACCGCGUUUUUUGAGAAAUUAUAUAUCGUAGUGAUAAAUAAACUGUACAGAUCGAA